GCGGCUCCCUGCAGCCGGAGCCGCAUGACGCGCGGAGGAGGCAGCGGGAGCCGCCGGAGCCGCAGGAGCCGGGAUCAGGGCGCCGCGCGCGGGGGGUGGGCGCCGCUUGCUCCGCCCCGCGAAGCCCCUGCGCGCCCAGGGACGCGUCCCUCCCGCGGCAGCCGCGCCAGGCUCCGCCGUGUGGCCGCCGCCGCCGCCGCCGCCGCUGCCAUGUCCCCGGGGAAGCCCGGGGCGGGCGGAGCGGGGACUAGGCGGACGGGCUGGAGGAGGAGGAGGAGGAGGCGGCGGCUGGAGGCGGCGACGAGGGCGCCCGGGUUCGGGCGCACGGCGGGGCCCGACUCGCGCGUCCCGGGCACGUUUCAGGGCGCGCAGGGCAUGAAGCGGGCGGCGCGGGAGGCGCGGCCGCCUCCGCGCUCGCCGGGGCUGCGCUGGGUGCUGCCGCCGCUGCUGCUGCUGUUGCGCCUGGGCCAGAUGGUGUGCGCAGGUGACUCUUUUUCCAUCAAUACAACCAGUAUGACCACAGCAUGGGCAAACGUGAGUGGCACUGAUUCUGGGUACACGCAUGUAGAAAAGAGCAAGGUAGAGAGUGAGUGGAACACCCGGGCUGAAGAUCCAAUACGGAAUGGCACUGCAGGCUUUAAUCCAACAACUUCGAACACGUCCUUUAUCACUUCAGAAACAGUUGCCGGGACGUCAAGAGAUUCCGUGGCCAUAAAUGACACACCAGAGCCCAGUCCAGUCUCUGGUCUUCAGUAUUCCAUCGUGCGGGUGACAAAGGCUGCUCUUACCUGGGAGACUGGCAAUGGUACUUCCACCUACCGGCUGCUCCUUGAAGAUGUUGGAAGUCCUAAGGAGUUGACUCAAGACUUAGUGGCCAAUAUCUUGGGCCUGAAACCAGGGAUUCCACACAAUGUCACCCUGACACUUGCAGAACCAAAUGAACAGAGAAAGCCCUCGGUCACAGGCAGUGGCUUAGAUGCCAGCAACACAGAGGGCGCCCUCCCGCCGCCCAGGACGCCCACUGCCCUGGUGUAUGGGUACACCCUCAGUUCCACAGACCCGUCUUCUCACCAUCCUCUGACCAGAAACACGGAAGUGUGGCUCUUCGGGCUGAAGCCCAACACGCAGUACAAGGCCACCGUGUAUCCUCAAGCAGCCGGGGGUGAAGAAGGGCAACCCCAAAACGUAACUUUCAGGACGGAGGCCAGUCAAGUUUUUGACAUUGAAGUUGUGAACAUCAGUGCGACCAACAUGACCCUGACCUGGAAAAUCAACGAUGAUGAGGCGUCCUCUGUCUAUACCUAUGUGAUCCAGGUUGCUGGGGCGAUGGAUUCCUUUAACCUCAACACCAGUGAGACUUGGGUCAACAUCCCUUCACUCAAGUCAAGUACCUUGUACAACAUCACCGUGCGCCCUUUCCUUCAAAACGGUUCUGAAGGCGUGUCAGGUUUCCUCCAAGUGUACACCCCCCCUGGUCCGGUUUCUGACUUUCGAGUGACGAGUGUUAGCACGACGGCAAUUGGCUUAGCUUGGAGCAGCAAUGACUCGGAUUUCUUUAAGAUAAUUACCACAAAGAAUGGAACUGGAGAAUCUCAGGAGAACACCACCACUCACCAAAGUAUUGUCAUUGGUGGCUUAUCCCCUGGAACUAUGUAUGUUUUUGACAUAUUUCCGAUAGGACCAAAUGAGACUGAAGGGGAUCCCCAGAGAGUCUGCAAUAGCACUGACCCCAGUGUGGUCUUUGACAUCCGUGUGCUCAAUGUCACCACAACCGAAAUGGAGUUGGAGUGGCAGAAUACAGAUAAUGUUUCUGACUAUACCUACUACCUGGACAUACAGUCCAAGUACGGCUCUAACAGGACAUACAGCUCUCACAAAGCGAUCACUCUCAAGGACUUGGUUCCAGGCACCUUAUAUAACAUCACGAUCUUUCCAGAAGUGGACCACAUCGUGGGGAAUUCUGACUUCACUGCACAGUACACAAGGCCCAGCAUUGUAUCCAACAUUGAAAUAAGUACCAACACCACAGCAGCAACCUUAAUUUGGCAGAACUUUGAUAGAGAUUCCGAUAUGUACACCUACCACCUUUUUAUUAAGAAGGAUGGAAGUUCCAGCCAUGCAAGAGAACUCAUCACGGACAUCGGUGUUACCGAUGCCACCAUCACUGAGUUAAUACCUGGGUCGGUAUACAUGGUGGACAUCUUCACCCAAGUUGGGAAUGCAACCUGGUCCCUGUCACCGAGCCGGCAGUCAUUCUGUACAGAUCCCGCACCAGUAGCCUUCUUCCACUGCGAAGUGGUCCCCAAAGAGCCAACCUUGAUUCUCAAGUGGCCCUGUCCUCCUGGCGCCAACACGGGCUUCCGGCUGGAGAUCAGCAGAGGAGCUUGGGAAAAUGUGACAGACCUGGAGAACUGCUCCUCAGAGAACAGCACUGAGUACAGGACAGAAAUCACAUGUUUGAAUUUUUCUACCUCCUACAACAUCAGCGUCGCUGCCUCUUCCUGCAACAAGACGGCGUCUCCCGCCCAAAACACCUGCCUCACUGGCAUCACAGACCCCCCUUCUCCAGAUGCAUCCCCGAAUAUUACGUCCAUCAGUCACAAUUCCGUAAAGGUUGAGUUCAGUGGCUUUGAAGCCAGCCACGGACCCAUCAAAGCCUAUGCGCUGAUUCUCACCACUGGGAAUGCUGUUCAGCCAUCUGCAGAUGUUUUGAGAUACACGUAUGAGGAUUUCAAAAACGGGGCCUCAGACACUUACGUGACGUACCUCAUCACCACAGAAGAGAAGAGACGUUCUCAGGGCUUGGCUGAGGUCUUGAAAUACGAAGUCGAUGUUGGGAACGAGUCAACCACACACGGUUAUUACAACGGGAAGCUGGAACCCCUGGGCUCCUAUCGGGCUUGUGUGGCCGGCUUCACCAACAUCACCUUUAACCCUCGCAAUAAUGGACUCAUAGAUGGGCCCGAGAGCUACGUGUCCUUCAGUCCCUAUUCAGAUGCAGUGUUCUUGCCCCAGGAUCCAGGUGUCAUCUGUGGAGCAGUUUUUGGGUGCAUCUUUGGUGCCUUGGUAAUUGUGGCUGUGGGCGGCUUCAUCUUCUGGAGAAAGAAAAGGAAAGAUGCGAAGAAUAAUGAGGUAUCCUUUUCUCAAAUUAAGUAAGUCUCUGGAGUUAUGAGCUUUAUUUGAAGACAUUUAAUCCCCCAAUCUGUUCAGUAACUAUCUAGAGAAUUUUUGGUGGAAUUUGCUGUCCUUUUUUCUAACACAUUUGGCCACGAUCAUCCUGAAGUUCUUGCUAGCUUUGUUUUUCUGCAAGGAACCUGUUUAUUUGUCUCCUGAAGCUAUUAGCUUCCUUGCCAUGUUCUCCUAAGGCGAGUAAAACCUCACUUCCAUAUUCUACCAAUAAAUUUGUAUUUUGUGAUUGUUAAGGAAAAAUAAAUGGGUUAUCAAUAUCUAGGAGAGGACCUUGUUGGAAGUCACAAAGCCAAUCAGUUAUAUGAGAGGGUCUAGAAGUGAGAUUUCCUGAUUGACAUUUCAGUGGUUUGUAAAUAACAUUAUAGUGAGCCCUCCCUCCCCCAUUUAUUACUAUGGUUUUUGUUCUUUUGGGAAGAUGUUUACUAUUAUCUCUCGAGUCAUAACUGAGUCGGUGUUUCUAAUGGAUUAUUUUUUUCUUUCCCUUUCUAUGAUGAAGACCUAAAAAAUCCAAGUUAAUCAAAGUGGAGAAUUUCGAGGCCUACUUUAAGAAACAACAAGCGGACUCCAACUGUGGGUUUGCAGAAGAAUAUGAAGAUCUGAAGCUUGUUGGAAUCAGUCUACCUAAAUAUGCGGCGGAGCUGGCUGAGAAUAGAGGAAAAAAUCGCUAUAAUAACGUUCUGCCCUAUGAUAUUUCCCGUGUCAAGCUUUCUAUCCAGACACACUCAGCUGAUGACUACAUCAAUGCCAACUACAUGCCCG
Molecule: messenger RNA, 3948 nt
Organism: Mustela lutreola (European mink)
Lineage: Eukaryota; Metazoa; Chordata; Mammalia; Carnivora; Mustelidae
Gene: PTPRJ
Product: protein tyrosine phosphatase receptor type J
Exons: 18
Coding region: 25-3156 (1043 amino acids)
Molecular function (GO): protein binding
Source: RefSeq, a predicted model, not a curated record